GGAGAGUCUUUUUUUGGUAGCGCCAGAUGUUGUAUUCUUCGGCGUCGUUGCACAGGCAUUUCUAUCUUAUGGCUCCCAAACCCCAACUUAUCCGUCGACUUGCAGAUUCAACAAUGCAAGGCACCACCAAAAAAUCUAGGUUGAUCGCCACUGCAUCAGCUUCACCGUCGUCGUCUAUGAAAGAUUAUUUCUCCAAAUACGCUGAAUACCUCAAUCAAUUCAAUGACAAGAGGGAAAGGGUGGUGAAAGCAAGUCGUGAUAUCACCAUUAAUAGCAAAAAGGUGAUAUUUCAGGUGCACAGAAUCAGCAAAAAUAACAAAGAUGAGGUGUUGGAGAGGGCAGAAAAGGAUCUUUUAGCUGUCAGAGAUCAGCAUAUAGCCCGGCUAGUAAAUGAAUUGCAAGGGACUGAUUUCUGGAAGCUAAGACGAGCAUACUCUCCAGGGGUACAAGAAUAUGUUGAAGCUGCGACAUUAUGUAAAUUCUGCACGAGUGGUACCCUGUUGAAUCUUGAAGAGAUAAAUUCCAUGUUAUUACCACUGAGUGAUGCUUCUUUGGAGCCUCUGCAAAUUAAUAUCCUUGACUACAUAUUGGGGCUAGCUGAUUUGACAGGAGAGUUGAUGAGGUUGGCAAUUGGAAGGAUAUCAGAUGGCGAACUUGAAUAUGCUGAGAGGAUAUGCAGAUUUGUGCGUGAAAUCUACAGAGAACUUACGCUCGUGGCUCCAAAAAUGGAUGAUACUUCAGACAUGAAACAAAAGAUGGAUACAAUGCUCCAGAGUGUAAUGAAAAUAGAAAAUGCGUGCUAUAGUGUUCAUGUGAGAGGUUCUGAAUAUAUCCCACUGAUUGGAACAGAUGAUACAAGUUACGCCUCACUGGGAAUGUCCAGCCUCGACUAGUGAAUUCCCUUGUGAAAUUUAUCUUUUAAAAGAAACAACUAUUGAAGACCACAAGACCCUACUACACGAGCAUGUGGUCUGCAUUUCGAAUGGGAAGGUGAUGUAUCCAUAGUUUGUUAUCUUCCUUUGAUGACAUUGAUAGCAGCAGGGUCGUAGAGUGUAUUUUGAGGUUUAAACCCUGUAGUAUCUGGACUUAAACAUGUUAGCAUCACAUGCCAAACUGUAUUUUGAUGAUGUUUGCUUUGGUUAACAUGUCUAUAGCAGAUAUGGCAGUCUUCAAUUUGUAUGUUCCUACUGUUUAAAUGCAACCCUAACUUGUAAGGACA
Messenger RNA from Cynara cardunculus var. scolymus (artichoke), 1219 nucleotides. Its product is annotated as translin-associated protein X. The transcript has 8 exons. Gene Ontology annotation, cellular component: cytoplasm; nucleus. The coding region runs from base 27 to 893 and encodes 288 amino acids. Lineage: Eukaryota; Viridiplantae; Streptophyta; Magnoliopsida; Asterales; Asteraceae. Gene Ontology annotation, molecular function: sequence-specific DNA binding; RNA endonuclease activity; RNA binding. The record is from RefSeq and is a predicted model, not a curated record.